Momordica charantia (bitter melon) is the source of this 791-nucleotide messenger RNA. Its product is annotated as small ribosomal subunit protein eS12. Gene Ontology annotation, cellular component: ribosome. Lineage: Eukaryota; Viridiplantae; Streptophyta; Magnoliopsida; Cucurbitales; Cucurbitaceae. Gene Ontology annotation, biological process: translation. The record is from RefSeq and is a predicted model, not a curated record. Gene Ontology annotation, molecular function: structural constituent of ribosome.
AUCAGUGCAUAAAAUCAAAUCUCUGCUACAUAAAAAACCUCACUUCUUCCUGACCUAAUUCCCUGCGCCCGUUAAUAUCUCGAUCGGUUUCUACGCUGUUCGCAAGAAGGAAAAAAGAACUUCAAAUCAAGAAGAAAAAUGUCAGGUGAUGAAGGUGCAGUUGUGGCUGAGGCUCCCGCCCCAGCUCUUGGUGAGCCUAUGGACAUCGAGACGGCUUUGCAACUUGUUCUUAGGAAAUCAUUAGCCCAUGGUGGACUUGUUAGAGGCCUACAUGAGAGCGCUAAAGCAAUUGAGAAGCAUGCUGCUCAGCUAUGCGUCUUGGGAGAAGACUGCAACCAGCCAGAUUAUGUAAAAUUAGUGAAGGCACUUUGUGGGGAGCAUCACGUCAGCUUGAUGACAGUUCCAAGUGCAAAGACUCUUGGCGAGUGGGCCGGUCUAUGCAAGAUUGAUUCUGAAGGAAAGGCUAGGAAGGUUGUUGGGUGUUCUUGUGUUGUAGUUAAGGACUUUGGGGAGGAUCACGAGGCACUUCACAUUGUCCAGAAGCAUGUUAGUUCAAGUUGAUUAUCUCAAUCGUGUUUGUUGGUCUCACUAAGAAAGUUUUUGAUCUUUAGUUUUGUUUAGGUUGGUUCCCUGUUGCUCUGCUGAACACGUUUACCCUACAAUGUUUUUCUUUGUUUAUUUAUUGGAAAGAUUUCUGGCAAACAGAACAAUUUAUUCAUCAAGAGUCUCCUUGCCAAGGGUAAGAGGGAAUUGAAUUUUAACAUCUCCUUAUGCUGAGUUAUUAUGGUUUA